Molecule: messenger RNA, 698 nt
Organism: Solanum verrucosum
Lineage: Eukaryota; Viridiplantae; Streptophyta; Magnoliopsida; Solanales; Solanaceae
Product: (-)-camphene/tricyclene synthase, chloroplastic-like
Exons: 2
Coding region: 113-586 (157 amino acids)
Molecular function (GO): terpene synthase activity; magnesium ion binding
Source: RefSeq, a predicted model, not a curated record
CUUAUUUGAAACAUGUUGAUUUCUAUUAAAUUAGUGGGCAGAUUUGUGUGAAUCGUACUUACGAGAAGCAAGAUGGUACCACAAUGGAUAUAAACCAAGUCUGGAAGAAUACAUGGAAAAUGGAUGGAUCUCAAUUGGAGGACCAGUGGUAUUAGUCCAUACAUUGUUCCUUGUCACAAAUCCAAUUACCAAAGAGGCCUUGGAUUCCUUAACCAAUUAUCCUGACAUUAUUCGAUGGUCUUCUACUGUUAUUCGUUUAGCCGAUGAUUUGGGGACAUCCUCGGAUGAAAUGGAAAGAGGUGACGUUCCUAAGUCAAUUCAAUGUUACAUGAAUAAGAAGGAUGUUUCGGAAGAAGAUGCAAGAAAACACAUCAAUUUAUUGAUAAAGGAGACAUGGAAACUGAUGAACACAGUUCAAAAUAAUAAUUCAUUAUUUUCUGAAACAUUCAUUGGAUGUGCAGUAAAUGGUGCAAGAACUAGUCAGACAAUUUACCAGCAUGGAGAUGGCUAUGGGAUUCAAAAUUCUCAUACAAAAAAUCGCAUUUGUAAAUUAUUUUUCGAGCCCAUCACAAUUUCAAUUCCAUAAAAUCCUACCUUUUUUUCGGUUUUACUUAAUGAGUGCUAUUCUAAAAUGCUUUAUAUUUUGUUUGUGUUUUUUUUCAAGAAAGAACUUUUUACUGAAUAUCUACUAUUUUCUA